AGAGAUUAUUCCGAAGCAAUAACGAAGUCAUUCAAAGAGACUAACAAUUCUUCAAUUAACCCAAAUUUCGAGUACAUGGGCCUGGCUUGGUUUAAACAUCCUAUGAGGAAAGAAGCUACGGCCCAAUUCAAGCUAAUCGGCCGGUUCGGCUAAGGCCACUAGUACAACAGUGCAGCUUCUGGUUCACCAAUAUCAGGCCACAUGACAGCAUGAAUGUUAUGAUACAUGUAACUAUGUAACAUACGUUCCUUUAGUUAGCAGCAACAAAGAUUCUCUGAUUUUCUGAUCUCUUUAAAAAGCAUUAGCACUUGGAUUCAACUAUGGAUUGUAUGGAAAAGGUUUCAGGAAUCUGUAGGUAGGUUAAUCUAAGAAGACAUACUCUAUUUAGGUAACACAAAAUAUUCUAUGCGGUCCAUCUAAGGCAAAAAAAAUUAUGCUACUUAUGGUUAAGAAAUUGUUCAGAUAUUCUAAGAGCGCGAUCCAUGAGUUGUGUUGUUGUAGUUGUAGUCCAAGAAAAAUGUCAUCGUCUUUUAAGGUGUUACAAAGUUUAGGCAAAAAAGUUUGGAGGAACAAAGGUGAUGCGAUAGAGGAUAUCCAUGAUCCUAAUGAUGAUCAAGCUGUUCAAAAGUUACGCGAAGCACUGCUUCAGGAUCAGGGUGGGCAGGAAGCACAGCCUGUGGCAGAUAGGAAGCCAUAUGAUUAUCAUACUCUAUUGAGGUUUUUGCACACAAAAGACUAUGAUAUCUCGAAAGCCAAAGAAUCAUUUCUCAAUCAUCUGAAAUGGAGGGAGGAGUUUGGGGUUGACGCGAUUGCUAAAGAGUUUAAGUUUGAGGAAUACAAAGAGGUUCAAAAGUUUUAUCCUCAUGGUUAUCAUGGCGUGGAUAGAAGUGGGAGGCCAGUGUAUAUUGAGAGGAUGGGGAUGUUAGACCUUGAGGGACUUCUUCAGAGAACAACUCUUGAUAGGCUGGUGAAGCAUCAUGUGUACGAGCAGGAAAAAACAGCGCGAUUGAGGUACCCUGCUUGUACAGUUGCUGCAGGGAAGCGAAUUGGUUCUACCACGGCUAUUCUAGAUGUGAAGGGGAUUGGAAUCUCAAGCUUCUCCAAACAAGCAAGAUAUCUGUUCUUGGAGUUUCAAAAGAUUGACAGCAAUUACUACCCGGAUACUCUGAACAGCCUUUACAUUGUCAAUGCAGGGUCUGGUUUUCGCGCUCUUUGGAAGGCCUUGAAGACUUUUCUUGAUGCACAUACUGCUGCAAAGAUACAGGUUUUAGGGACUAACUUCAGAAGUAAACUCGUUGAGGCUAUCGAUCCAAGUAACUUGCCAAGUUUCCUUGGUGGAGAAUGCUUGUGUUCUGAUCACGGUGGAUGUAUGUUAAGCGAUAAAGGACCAUGGAAUGAUCCGGAUAUUUUACAGCUGCUUAAGUCAAAUAAGAUUGAAGAGUAUUAUGAUGAUACAAUGAAUGUGGAACAAACUUGGUUGAGUGCUCAAAGCACACCAGAUUACAAAUGCAGGCAAUUCACAAAGGAAGAAGACAACGUACCAUUGUCAGAAACAAUAAAACAGCUGCAAAUCACAGCAGAUGAAGCAGAGAAAAGAUUUCGCACUAUGGAAGCAGCACUUGGAGAGACUAAACAGGUGUUGCAUAGGUUUUCAGAACAGCUAAAAGGUUUGCAGAUGAAGCUGGUAAACGCUGCAGAGCCGAAGACAAGUUAAUUUACAUUUAGGUGACUCCUACAUGUUUAACUAGUCAAAGCCUUAAUUCCAAUACGAAGGAUUCAUUCAUUAGUAAAAAACUUCUUAGUACUAGCGAGUUUAGAAUAUGGUGUAAUUGGUUUUCCAGACACCAAAAUGUCAUAAACGACAAUAAAUGUGUAUACACAACAUUGUUUAAGAAUAACAGAUUUUAAAAUUACUACUUCGUACAUCCUAGUUUCUGUAACCCUUCUUGCAGUUAAUCAUAACAAAGUUCAGAU
Messenger RNA from Chenopodium quinoa (quinoa), 1974 nucleotides. Its product is annotated as phosphatidylinositol/phosphatidylcholine transfer protein SFH11-like. Bases 434 to 1714 code for a protein of 426 amino acids. Lineage: Eukaryota; Viridiplantae; Streptophyta; Magnoliopsida; Caryophyllales; Amaranthaceae. The transcript is spliced from 2 exons. The record is from RefSeq and is a predicted model, not a curated record.